ACCAGAAAAAAGGCUCAAUUUCAGUCAAAAAAAAAAUAACAAAAAAGUUAAGUUUUGAUCACGUUUUGAUCAUUUCACUUUCGAUUUUAACCCACAGAUUUCUUGUAUCUUAUUUAUUCCUAAUGAUUCUAAUAAAUGAUCAGUGCAGUGUAUUAGAUUAUGUUAUUGUUUAUUAAUGUCCUCUUUCAUUUCGAUCUAUUUGAAGAUGGAUAACAACGAUAACAAAUGCAGGAUUUGUUUCGAAAGUAAAAGAAACUUAUGUUCAGUUUUUGAGACUGAUCAAGGAUUAUCAUAUGCUUUAAUGAUAGCAUUAAUUACUGGAAUUAAGAUAGUAAAAGAUAAAAAAGAAUUGUUAUGCCUACUCUGUAGAAGGAAGCUUAAAGAUUUCUAUGAAUUUAAACUUUUGAUUGAAAGAUCUGAUGUAGAACUAAGUAAACAGUCAAAGGUAUUCAAGUUUAACACAAUAGAUGAAAUAAAAGUGGAAUUCGACUCACAACUGAAUCAUAUAGAGCCAGAAAACGUUGCAUCAGAUUACAAUAAUUUGUUUAAAAAUGAAAAUGACUGGGUUUAUUACAAUAACACAUUGAUUAAAAGGCUGAUUAAACAAGAGAGAAUAACAGUGCCAAUAGAAGAGUUUCUUGACACAAUAAAAUCUGAAGGAUUUGAGGAGAAUGGUCAUGUAGAUGAUUAUGUACAAGAUUCAAAUAUGGGUGAAGAAUAUAGUUUCAAAAGAAAGAAAAAACCAUCCAAGAUGACAAAAAAUUACAAAACAUCAAGUAAGUAUAAGACCGUGGAACCAUUAAAAGAUGUAAACAUAAUUCGCGUUAAGCCUAUUAUGUUAAAGGAUAUAAGGCUGCUGAAAACCAUCGUAAACAGUGUUGGCAAAAAGAAAAAAACCAAGCGUAAAAAAAAAGAAAGGUUAUGCCCUUUCUGUGGAAAAAUUUGUAAAAGUUUAAAAACACACAUUCUGAUACACACAGCGGAGAAAAAAUUCAAAUGUCAGAACUGUACAAAAUCAUUCCGCACAAUGGGAAAUUUACGGUAUCAUAUUAAGAAGUCGCACUCCACAAUAGAGGAAAAAUAUAAAUGUGAACACUGUAUUAACACUUUUUCUUGCAAAGGAUCCAUUAUGAGACACAUGGUGACACAUAUGAAAAGACAGUUUGCCUGCACAUUAUGUAAAAAGGAAUUCAGACUGAAAUACGCUUUAAAGCGGCAUAUGAUGAGUCACGGUAUAGGCGCUAGAACAAUUCAAUGUGACAUGUGUACCAUGACGUUCUAUAGCAAUGAUCAUUUAAAAGCCCACUACAGAGUCCACACGAGAGAGCGCCCAUACAAUUGCGAGCUUUGUUCGCAACCCUACAGCUACAAACGCGACUUUAAUAGACACUGCCUCAAGAAACAUGGUGUAAUAAUAGACCGUAGACCAGUACAUGUGAUGAACGAUGAAGUCCUCAAAUGUGAAAAGGCUCUAAUGAAAAACUUAAUGUUGCGUUUACACGGACUACCAACAGAAUCAGAACCGAUGAAUUCUUUUCAGGGGCCUCAAAAGGCGCUAGCUUUUGCUAAAGCCGUAAAAGUGAUGCAAAAUGGUCAAAUACCAAUUGAUGUUCAGUUGUAAAGGCUGGUACAGACCAAGCGCGACGGAACGACGAGUAACGACGCGUACCUACGUGUACCAUGAAUGUCUAAAUAUAUAAGAGGAUUGAUAUAGACUCAUGAUCCAUAUCUUUGAUGUUCAGUUGUUUCAACCAUGUUCUUGACCAUAAUCAAUAAAAAUAAAAAGAUUUAUA
Messenger RNA from Maniola jurtina (meadow brown), 1793 nucleotides. Its product is annotated as zinc finger protein 729-like. Gene Ontology annotation, biological process: regulation of transcription by RNA polymerase II. The transcript is spliced from 9 exons. Gene Ontology annotation, cellular component: nucleus. Lineage: Eukaryota; Metazoa; Arthropoda; Insecta; Lepidoptera; Nymphalidae. Gene Ontology annotation, molecular function: zinc ion binding; RNA polymerase II cis-regulatory region sequence-specific DNA binding; DNA-binding transcription factor activity, RNA polymerase II-specific. The record is from RefSeq and is a predicted model, not a curated record. Bases 176 to 1621 code for a protein of 481 amino acids.